This is a messenger RNA of Momordica charantia (bitter melon), 639 nucleotides long. RefSeq lists its product as uncharacterized. Gene Ontology annotation, molecular function: nucleic acid binding; zinc ion binding. Lineage: Eukaryota; Viridiplantae; Streptophyta; Magnoliopsida; Cucurbitales; Cucurbitaceae. The record is from RefSeq and is a predicted model, not a curated record.
AUGACCUCGAAUCUUGCUGAGUCCAUGAAUGCAGUACUUGUUCAUGCUCGUGCUUUGCCAAUAACAACUCUAUUUGCAAAUUGCCGAGCUCUACUACAACAAUCAUUUUAUGAGAGGCAGACGGCUGCCUCUAGUCGAGGAACAGUUCUUACUGAAUAUGCAGAAAUUAUUCUUAAAAAAGAGGCAGAACGAGCUCGAUAUCAUCAUGUCAGGCCAAUUGAUCGGUUCGAAUUCAAAGUGCAUGAUGGUACAUCCAAGGUAAGUGUCAACCUGAAUAGCAAGACCUGCACGUGUAAACAAUUUGACUAUUUCGAGAUUCCAUGCUCUCAUGCCAUUGCUGGGGCGGUUUUUCGAAACAUUAGCGUGCAUUCAUUAUGUUCUGAUAGGUACCAAAUCGAAACCCUCAUACUUGGUUACGCCGAACCCGUGUACCCGCUCGGAGAUGAAGAAGAUUGGAUUUUACCGGAUGACUACGUGCCAAAGACGAUUAAGCCACCAAAAUUUGUUCCUUGUGUUGGACGUCACCAAACUACUAGAAUACCAUCAGCCGGGGAAGUCCGACAGGUACACAAAUGCGGGCGAUGUGGAAACGUUGGACACAACCGCAGGACGUGUCGGCAACCUCUCCGAAUAGAAUGA